GUGAAAUGCUGGUUUUGGAUUAGAUGAUCCUGGUAUAAGCUGUGUAAAUGUUAACAGUAUUCAACAUUGUAAAAAUCAGAGAAGCUGAUUCCUAUGCUGCGAAGAAUAUUUUAUAGCAAGAGAAUAAUAGAAGCCUUGGAUUUGAUAGUUUCAUAGUGACAAGAUUUCUGGUAAAUAUGAUAUUGAUUCUGCUACUUCAUUCAUUCAUGAUUGUAUCAUCUGAUUACAUAGAGAGUCAACCUCUGCCAAGAAACAACACAUGCAACUUGGCCAUUCAUUCCAAGGCUUUGGAAACCAUCAUCAGAGAUGAAAGUGUUCUUAUCAACAUGGAAUUGACUUUAUUAAAGUCCAGUAUUAAUAACUUAUCUGUUGAUGUAAUGGAAGAAAUUCAGUAUUCAGAUGGAAUGAUCAAUAUCCAGGACUGGGUAUUAGCCAUUGGACCCAAGGGUUUUCAACUAUUAUCUUUGCCAGAUACAGCAGUGAUCUUCUCCCUGAAUACAUUAAGUCACGGUAUAGAAAGGGUUUCUGUGAAUGUUUUCAUAUCAGUGGACUGUUACUUGGAUGCUGAUGAAGAUGAAAGACAAAAAAUAAUUGCAUCAUCGCUUGCACGAUUUUCAUCAAUGGAUAGCUUACAAAAGGACUUUUUAAUUUGUCUCAAGUCUAACAGUAAUUUUGAAAGUACGACUACUUUUACAAAAUUGUUUUGUUGGGGAACUGAAUCUACAAAAAAUCAUUUCAUAAAAAUCAUACAUAUAUUGACUAUAUUUGGAAGUUUCAUUCUAUUACAAUGUAUAUGUCUGUUCCUUGUGUCGUUUUUUUGUGAAAAAAAACCAUCACUUGUUGAAGGCACAGAGUACAUUAAUAUAAGCACAGAUCUCCCUAUUGGCCCUAAACACUUUGUAUUUUUUUCAGGAGGUAUAAAAACAUAUAUUUUUGUUUGCUUUCUGUGCGCGUCUUUAAUUUAUAUAUCUGGAUGUGUCCCAUCAAUGAUACAAUACAUAAUCAUGGGCAAAGCUGAUACAGCUUAUAUUGUAUUUGUCAUAAUUGGGUAUUUCAUAUUUGUGUUUAAUUCAAUGUUGUAUUUAUAUAUAUUUAAGAAAAAUGAAAAAGAAAAUAGUAUAAUAAAUAAAUAUAUGAUCCGACUUAUUGAAACUGAAAUUAGAUUUGGAAUACCACUGGUCAGUUAUAUCACACUAAAUGAAAUGCCCAAUUUUUUUUGUUAUACUCUUAGGUUAAAUAAUUUAAAGAAAUUGGAAUGUCUACUCACUCGACUGACAUGCAGAUUACUCUCCUUUGAAUUUUGGAAACAAAUGUGGAAAAGCACUGACCAUGGGUCAAGUGGUUGUAUUAAGUUUAUUGUCAGAACAUUUUGCAUGAUAAUUAAAUGUUACAUCAUUUGUCUUCUUCAUUCACCAAUUUCUAUUAUAAUUAGGAGUAUUCAUUUUUUCACUUCAUACUACAAAAAGGAAGGAAAUAUAAUAAACAUUUUUUCAUUACUAUUUAUUUUAAGUUCAAUAUUAUACUAUGUAUAUAUAACUGUUAUACUGAAUUACCAAUUAGUAAGUAUCAUAAGUAUUGUAUUUUUUUUUUUUUUAGGUCUUCUAAUGAACUCUAAUGACGUUUUUGAGUUUGUUAUGGUGUCCUUUAUCAUUAUUGGCUAUACCUGCAUCACUUUAACUGACUAUUAUGCUGGUUACAGCAAACUGUUGAGACAAGUUAUUAAGUUAGCGGUAAAAAAUGAACCAGAACAUGCUGAUUAUGCGAGACCUGUCAUUUAUAUAAAGAACCUUGAUGAAGGUAGUGGUUUAACAUCCAUUAAAAAGCAAUUGUUUGAUCAGAUUAUUAAAAAGCACAGGCCAUAUGGCCCUGAGAUUAUGAAAACCCUAAUGAAUUUGAGCCUAUGUUGCAUGGCUUUGAUUUUAGUAUAUUCAUUGAAAUCAUACGGCCAAUUACCUAACAUAACUAUAGGGGUUAGGUCUGUUUUUUAUGUUCUCAUUCCUUUAGCUUUUCAAAAUUUCUCUAAACUUACCAUGAAUGAUUCAGACUUAAGAAACAAAGCAAAAAUAUUCAAAGCUAGCCUAGAAAUGGACAUUCAACAAUACCGUGAAUCUGGAAAUAUUGCUAGCAAUAUUCCUGUACAGCUCUCCAGAAUGACCUCUCCAACUAUUGCCUUCCGAAAAAGACCAAUUGUGUCUCCAAACAGAACUAUUGCCUCCAAAAGAAGAAAUAUUGCUUCCCAAAGAAGAACGAUUGGCUCCCGAAAAAGAAAGAUUGCCUCCCUAAAAAGAACUAUUGCCUCCAAAAAAAGAGCAAUUGUCUCCCGAAAAAUAACUAUUACCUGCUAAAAAGAAUCACUGCCUUCCCAAAAAGAACUAUUCCUCCCCCAAGAAGAAAUAUUUCCUCCCCAACAAGAAAUAUUUCCAGCCAAAUCAAGACCUCCAAAAUAAAAACCAGCGGUUCAAAACGAGAAACAUUAGUGUGAAUUUGAAUCAAUUUUCAUUUUUACCACUCAAUUGUCAAUACUCAAUAUAGAAAAAUGCAUUGAUUUCUUCAAAGUGAUUCUGCUGUAAAGGCACAUUAUUAAUGAUGAAUAAUGUUCAUUGAAAUACAGGUCAUCUAUUCCAACUGAACUUGAGAACAUUGUCAGCACAUAAUUUUGGAUAAUUUUAUGGAUAACAAACAUACAAAAAGCUCUCUGAUUGUGCCUGUGCGAUUCUGAGAAAAUAAUGUGGUCAUUGGAGUCAUUGGAAAACCAAAACAGAAAAAAAAAUCAUCAUUGCUCCUUCUUCCAUUAGUUGCUGAAUGCAGCAGUUCAAAAUGAAGGUUCAAGAAAUUCCAGAAGAAAUGGAAUCUUGACAGAUCAAAAGGCAUGAAAAUUCCUUGUAUCAAAUGAAACGUAGGGGUAGCCUACGCCUGUACUGUAGGUGGGCUAGCUAGCUCAUCAUCACAUUAGUUAUGUACAAUAAUAUUAUUUAAAAUUAUUGAUGAAUAAACAUUUGACUGAUUGUAGUUGUUAACACAUCUGAGUGGACAAUUAACUUGGAUUGACGUUUCUAAAGUCCAUUGUGGACGAGACUGUAGAUAAUGUUUGAAGAUUUGCAUGGCGAAGUAAUAAUAAUAAUAAUGCUUGCUACGCUCACGCUAGGUUCAAAAUUUAUUUUGCAAAAUGGCUUAAGGUAUUUGAUUUCUUUCACCAAAUUGAAAAUGCUUCAGCCGCAUUUAAAAACCAAUAAAAAUUCACAAAAACAGUUCCGUAAAUGAAUUUCUUGCUUAUUUAUGUCUUAUUCAUUUGUAGCCAGUCGUAAAGGUGGUAAGAACAGUGUGAAACACACAAACAACCUGCGGGACCAGCAGCUUGCAGUACACCACAUAGAUAGUUCUGAAAGAAACUGUUGUUCAGGAGAAUAAUAUUUGCCAAAUAUUAUUCUCUUGAAGACGACUGAAGCAACUUAAUCAAAUUUAUAUAGCAUUUUUAAGCAUUUACAUGUAUUGUUUUCAACAUUGGAGAACCAC
Anneissia japonica is the source of this 3513-nucleotide messenger RNA. RefSeq lists its product as uncharacterized. The transcript has 2 exons. The record is from RefSeq and is a predicted model, not a curated record. The coding region runs from base 177 to 2345 and encodes 722 amino acids. NCBI's taxonomy places the organism in Eukaryota, Metazoa, Echinodermata, Crinoidea, Comatulida, Comatulidae.